UCAGUUGUUGCCUGGACUCCUCUGCUCCGUCUCCCCCUCCUCAUCUACCUCCUUAUCUCCUCACUGGUCGUCCAGCAGGGACACUUUACGAGCUUUUGGGGGUAGCAACGCCCAAGAGGACCGGCAGUGAUCCAGCAGGAGAGAAACACCCUGAAAACUGGAUCUGAAGAGGAAGCACCAAGGCCAUGAUCGACUGGCCCAAUGUGACAGAGUCCAGCUAUGAGGAGCUGGGCCUGAAACCUGAGGAGCUGCAGAGAUCCAAAUGUGUCCUUGGCUUCAUUCCCGUCAUUUACUACAGUGUUCUGCUUUGUGUGGGAGUACCAGUGAACAUCCUCACAGCGGUGGCUUUGUGCAGACUGGCGUCCCGCACCAAGAAGGCUCUAUACUACUACCUUCUAGCAGUGACAGGCUCAGAUAUUCUCUCCCAGCUCUUCAUUAUCUUCGUUGGCUUCCUUCUAGAGACGGCUGUUUUCCACCGCGACGUCCCUAAGGUCCUGUUGCACGUGGUCAGUGCAGCAGAGUUUGCUGCCAACCACGCCUCCAUCUGGUCCACCGUACCUCUAACUGUGGACCGGUAUGUGGCACUGUGCCAACCUUUGCUCCACCGACAGAUCAGCUACCCAGCACGGGCCAGGAAGAUCAUCACAGCGGUGCUGGUGUUGUCGCUCGGAUCGGGCGUGCCUUUCUUCUGGUGGUCGGACGUGUGGAGGGACAGCCACCCUCCCACCGCACUGGAUGGCGUCCUCAUAUGGACACAUGUGACCAUCAUCUACUUCCUACCCUGCAGCAUCUUCUUGGUGCUGAACUCUUUAAUAAUCCAUACACUGAGGAUAAGGCAGAAGAAGCAGCCCUGCCAGGAGGAGCGUGGGCCUCCACGCCGUUUAGGAAAAACCACUGCCAUGCUGCUGGCCCUCACCUCCAUGUUCUCAGUUCUGUGGGCUCCCCGAACUGUCGUAGUCAUCUACCACCUGUAUGUGUCCUCAGUUCACCAGAACUGGCGUGUCCACCUGGCCUACGACCUGUCCAAUAUGCUGGCCAUGCUCAACACGGCUGUCAACUUUUUCCUGUACUGCUUUGUCAGCAGGCCUUUCCGCAGCGCCGUGCGGGACAUUGUGCUCCUCAGAGGUGGUCCUCUCCACCCUCGCCGGGCUCUGCCCCAGCAGCAGGCCCCCACCAACGCCUCCAUCUCCUCUUUGUACAGUGGGAACAACAAGCGCUCUCAGCGGGACUCCACCCCUUUGUCACCUCGCAGGAACAAAAAGCCCUCGUGACCCCGUGCUUCUACCCAUUAAUCCAAAACACCCGCCAUCCCACGGUCCCGGUGCACUUCAAACCCCAGGGACCAGCACUGCGUUCCAGGCACAACUAUGGACAGCAGCCAGUCAGCUCUGGAGCUCUCUUACAGGAUUCCAAAUAAUUUGACUGUCAUGGUUUUUGUCUUCUCUGACUUGGUGUUGUUUGUCCCCGUAAAUCAAACAAGACAACUGCUUAUUUAUUUUUGCUACAAGGAAUUUGACUAAAUAAAAGUGGGUAUUUUGUUUCUUCUCCAUACAUGGUAGAAAUGUGACAACAUUUUUAAUCUUGUACAGUUAGACAUCAAAGGGAAGGAAAUAAAGAAUAAAUCACAUGUUUGCCGCUAAAUGUAAAAAGUAAGUCCCUUCUGUGUAUGCGCAAGUCUAUAAAAUGAGAAAAAGAAGUUUGAAAUGUGACCGGUUCAUUUGUAAGCAGAUGUGUUAUAUGCCACUGAUUUAAGCCAGUCGAGCAAAGAAACUGUACACCGCAGAACACUCAAGAACUAUAUAUCUGCUGCUGUUUGAAUCAGGAGAAGAUUUUCCAUGCAUUGCAACUCAUUGGACACAGAAAUAAAAAGUUGUUUAUGAAGACCCUGUUCUUCAAACAAGCCCUCAAUCUGCAGCAACACCAGCCAACACGACUUCAGGUCCAGCGAAGCAAACUGCAAAUCGGCUGUGAAUGUGUGCGCAAACACACGCAGAGAACACAGUACACCCUCUCAUGCAUGCAUGAUUAGAUGCACGCAUAGCCAGCUAGUACAUUUCCAUUUGCACAAAAGCACUGAAUAAGUGAAGCGUCAUGGAAGCUGCAUCCGUUACAAUUGUAUUCAAAUGUACUACCUUAAACUGUAUGAGUUGAGAUUUCAUGCCACACAUGAUUUUUCAUAAAGUGAGUUACUGUGCAUAUGUUUUUUAUUGUACAUGCAGUACUCUCUGUUAGGACAGAUAUAAAUGUUAGAUGGCUGUUUUUUUUUUUCAGUAAAAAUCAUUUGACAUAAAUUUUUUAUUUUUAAAUUACCUCUGAAAACUUCAUUUAUUGCCAUGUUUAAAGACAAACUGACUUUGUACUCUUAUAAGUCUUCUCACAUACACAUAAAACAAAUAA
Girardinichthys multiradiatus is the source of this 2397-nucleotide messenger RNA. RefSeq names its product G protein-coupled receptor 142 (gene gpr142). NCBI's taxonomy places the organism in Eukaryota, Metazoa, Chordata, Actinopteri, Cyprinodontiformes, Goodeidae. The record is from RefSeq and is a predicted model, not a curated record. Gene Ontology annotation, biological process: G protein-coupled receptor signaling pathway. Gene Ontology annotation, cellular component: membrane. The transcript is spliced from 3 exons. Bases 186 to 1271 code for a protein of 361 amino acids. Gene Ontology annotation, molecular function: G protein-coupled receptor activity.